CUUCGCGGCAGAAUCGAUCUGAUACUUCUGAGCGAUAAAGACUACGAGUUAUUAGAAGCCUUUGAUGAUUUUUUCUCCGAGUGAAAUCUUAUUAAGGAAACUUAUUGAUACGAAUCUAUAGAUCUGAUAUUUCAAGGAACAUCUCUAGAGGGAAAAAAGAUGGUAACUAUACCGGAAUGCGAAGGGCUUUUCGAACCUCUUCUUCGCAUUCUCGAAGACAACAUGGCGGCGAGUGAUGAUCAAGUCGAUGCUUAUCUGAGAAUGACAGAGCGCUUAAGAGAGGAGGAAGAUGUAUUUGUUAAAGAGCUACUUAAUCUAAUUAAAAGAGUUGUCACGAUCUUUCGGAGAGAUAUUCAGUCUGAUAAGUCAGAUCUAUGCCAAGCAUCACUUCAAGCACUUGGUCACUGUCUCUACCAAGAGGAAAUAGCCAGUUCAAUUUGCUUGUCAGAUGGUCAAGUUCUCAUUCAAGGUCUUUUGACAAGAAUACAGGAAUCUGAGGAUAAAGGAGUUUGCACUCGAGCAUUGUGGUGUCUUGCUAAACAGAAUUUACACAGUGGGAUUGUAAAUACUAAGUUGGAAUCCAUUCUUAUUACUUUGGAAUCAGUUGUCACAAAGGAUCUCCAGUCUGUAACUGUGGAUCAUGAAGCUCUUUGUGUGAUAGAGAGGCUUCUACAACAGCUUCCAAAGAGCGAAAUGAUCAAGACAGUAGACUCUUGGGCAAAGCUGGUGUUUCCUCUGCUGGUUAGCUCAGCCAUCAAGGUGUGUGAGAGGGCAUUAAUGGUGAUGUAUGCUGGAUUGGAACACUUGAUGUCCUCCCAAGAAAUCGUUAUAAAAAUUCUUCUUCCUCUACUGAAAGGAUGCUUGUUGAAAGAGUUUCCCAAAAUGUGUUCAGAAAAAAAAGGAUUAUAUGUGCUCAAGUGUUGGUGUUGCAUCGUUCAAAUUCUUGGAGAGACCUUGCACAGAGGAGGCGGUUUGAUUAAUGACUUACUAAAGCUUGUUGAGCAGGGAUUUCGAGAUCCAUCAACUGAAAUUCAGGUUAUGUCCUUCUCUGCUUGGAAUAUCCUUAUUGACAACUUUGCCCUCUCAUCAGAUGUCAUCGGCAGUCCAAAGAGGGUCAAGCUUAUUCUGACUCCUUUAAGGAAUCUUGCUGUGAAGGAGAGAAAUGAAGCAGUUGAAGCUGCCAGACUCUCCACUUGGUGGCACUUUGUCUGUUCAUUGGGUCCAAAAGUUCAAGAAUUGUUUGAUCAGGUUUGCACUCCACUUCUUCAGUUUGUCUUUGGCACAGCCAUUGAUCAAGUUAGCUCAUUGAAGACCAAGGAAUGGCUCAGUGACCUCAAAUGCCCUCCAACACCAACAAACAACAAACUCUUGUCAGACAUGAUGGCAGAAACACCCAAGUCAAGUAUCCGCAGAUCCCUCAAAGACAUGGGAACUCCAAGAACACCAACUGUGUUAAAUGCAAGCUUUGCCAAACCAGUGAAACAAAAGCUUCUUGUACAAGGGUGUGAGAUAUUGAUGGAAUUGUUGAAGACAGAAGACACUGAAUUUAGUUCAAAUUCUGAUUUUAUUGUUUCACUGGGUGAGAGAUUGCAGAUGGUAACUUUCAAAAAACCAGAGGAGUUUAAGAAACAUGCUUCUUUAUUAACAAGUGCUGUGAGGGAAGUCUUCAAAGCUCUUGGUAAAGAUCUUGCAGAACCUUUGGGUAUCAGAGUGUGGAACCUGCUUGUUAAAAGAAUUGAGGAAGUCCUGGAAAAAGGUCCAUUGUCAGAGUGUGGAGAAUUUUUCCUUCCACUUCUUGCUGUUACACAGGAGUUGGUGGACAGUUCAUUCAUGUCAUCGUCUUUAGUGCUUAAAAUGCUUGAAGCUUUGUCUAAGCUGCCUGCUGAAAUUUUAAGUCAUCACACGGCAUCACUUCAUUCUAGAGAAAAUCCGCAAGGAUCACCAACUCUUCUCCUUAUUCAACUUUUAUUCACUCCACAUUUACUGGAAAAUACCUGGCAGGAUGAGAGAUUUCAUUUGGCAUUUGAGCAUCUUGUUGAUUGUGGAAUGAUAGCAGCCUCUGGACAGUUGUUCUUUUUGCAGACUGUUUUAAAUCUCCUCAAAAAGGGAACAAGUUCUGUCAAUGGUAAAGACACUCUUUGGAGGCUGUGGAGCUGCGUUGUUAACCACCUAAGUGAACACAUUCAAAAGACGAAUGAUGUCAACCAAGGAGAUGCCCUAGAGCAUGACUUCAGCACUCUGUACUUGGCACUAAUAUUUCCGGUAAAACAUCUUUUGGAUACAGAUUUACCACAGACUCUCGGCAAAGAGGUGGGCAAGACUCUGGUACAGCUGUACCGUUCCUUUUCUCGCGCUGCUGCUCUUGUUCCCACGGCUGAAACUAACAUUUGCUGUGAAGAAUUGUGCGCAAAGAUCCUUACAAUAGAGGGUGACUGGAAAUCUAAGGGCGUGGUUUUUGUUGACACGCUUGUCAGUCUCAUUGUGGUGGCUAUAGAAUGCCUUGAUUUCUCAACUCCAAGUUUGUUUGACAUGGCAACCACAGCAUCAGGAAAGUCACCCAACACUACCCCUACUAAGUGGAAUAAACGAUUCCAACGGCCCAUGGGCAAUAUGACGAGCAUGGUUAGCGUGGUAGCCAAGUUACUGUCUGCAUGUGAGAGAACGAGGAACAGUAAGGAUUCAACCCAAGCCCUUGGUAUUCUAGCAGCUGCUCUUACGAACUUAAUUGACAAGCUGUCUUACCUGUUUGUUCACAUCAAUGGAACUGCGACCAUAACUGCUGUUCUGAAGACUCUGAGCUCUGCUCUGGUGCAUUACAUAGAGAAUGCGCACACAAGCACGAAAAUCACUGAAAGCUCUUUGGACAAGAGGCUGUUUUCUGCAAGACUUAUUCAAAAGAUUGAGAAGCUGUGGUCUGAUAUUCUCACCUGCAUACAGAGCCGCCAUGGUGGGCCGUACAACUCUGACCUGUUAUCUGUCAUGUCUCCUCUCCUGGAAGUGACGUUAGUUCAUCCCAAAAGGAGUAUCAAGAACCACGCUGUCAUGUUUUGGAAUGCUACUUUUGCUCAUUCGCGAACGUUGGAGUAUCCUGAAACCUUAAGACCAGUUCUUCAGAUUGCCAAAGAUAAAAUGUCACUUACUUUGCCAGGCUGGGAAAAUAUUAAGAUUUCAGACAAAGACGCACAUUUGGAUCUCGAAUCUGAAGAACUUACCCAGCACGCAAACCUUGUGAAACCGCUGCCAUAUGGUAUCUUAGGCUCUCCUCAGCGCCGUAAGCAUACGUCAGUUUCAGGAGGGUCCCCACAGUUGAAGGGCAGUUUCUUACACAAGGCCUUGAGUGUCGAGAAAGUGGUGGAAAAUGCUUCACCUAAAAGAAUAAGUCGCUCACCAAAAGUUGGACGCCCUAGAAAUUCCCCGGCCAAUACGCAUGUGAGGAGAAAAUUGCCGCUGUCCAAGUUCGACGACGAUGACCAGGAAUACGUCAGGAUUGCCCCUUCUCCGAAAAAGAAGCGCGUGCUUACUGAACAUCAGAAAGAAAUCAUGCGGAGUAGAAGUGAUGUUCCUGCACUCUACAAUGCGCUUGACCACUCACAAGACUGCUCACAAUUUUCACAGUUCACUCUUACGUCACAUGGAGAUGUCACUGGUGACACGACUCCAAACAGUUCACCAGAAGAAGAAAAACCUCAGUCGCCUGGUAGCAAGAAACAAUUGGUCUGUCAGAACGAGGAAGAGCUCCAGGUUGGCUCAAAUGUGCGAGGAACAGGAAAAAGCGAGAGCGAAAACGAAAACAAAGCGGAGGCCAUUGAAAGGGCAACAACGGAAAAUAAAGUUGGGAGAAAUAUGGAUAAUGGCGAAGACUCUAAAGAAAAUGGGGUAGAAAUGGAAGACAAGAUCAGUGAAGGAGCCGAUAGAGAGGUCGAAGGAAUAGAAUGUGAAAUUGUCGAAUUAGUGGAAUCUUCCCAAAAUGAAGAUGGAAACCUGCGCGACGAAACAGAGCAAACUGAUAAAGAUGAGGUGGACAGUGAUGACGAAGUGAUGUCACCUGACGUCAUACCGUCGUCACAAACGCCAAGCUUUGAGUCCCCUUUUCAGUCCCUUAGACAAAUCACGAUCCCGCCCGACUCCAUUCUACCGGGUUUAAUUCAAACAAGGGCAAGUAUUCAGAGAAACUCGAAAAUAGAGCAGAAUAAUUUAGGGAAUUCUGAUGGUAAAAACGUUGAUACGGCAUUGGAAACGCAACUUGAGAGUGAUGUUCUGAAAGAAGAUAAAGUUUUCGACUCUGAUUCGCCUAUGAAAGUUGAAGAACAACCAAUAACUAAGACGAAAGUUUCGCCAGUUGCCGGGCGAACGAGAAGAAAACUUCAACAGAAGAUCGAGAUGACGCCAACGCUCGAAAAACCACAAGAAGAGCCCACAGAGCAAGAGAUCAGCAGAAUUAUGCUCAGUGGUCAGCAACUGGCAGAGACUGAAAAGCUGGAUGACCAAACACCCAUGGAGAAACCCGCUGAGCCAUUUGUCGCUGGCGUAACGAGGGAUGAAACCUCGUCUCCAGUCUUAAACGCUAAGAGCAAGUUCCUUCGUCCAUUUGCAGCAGGGGGUAGUCCGUGUCGAUUGAAUCUCCGCGGAAGAAAUUCCCCGGGAGUUUCUCCCACAACUGGUAUUUUGAAAAGAUACCAUGCGAUCAAGCAAGGAGUUGACUCACCCUCCCCUCCCGGAAAGGUCAGAAGAGUUUCGUUUGCUCUACCUGUUAAAGAUGACAGUUCUGAAGACUUGCAAGAAAAAACCGCUGAACUAACUACCAUUGCUUCACACCUUAAAACAUCGGGCUCUUCUCCAUUCACGGCUGUUAAGCAACGGAGACCUUUACCAUCGAGCAACGCCCAUAGUGCCCAGGACUCCACCGACUGCAUGUUCCCAGAUCUUGUGUCUUGCACAGUGCCAGUUGAACAGAUUCUUCCCUCCAUUCUCACCAUGUCUUGGUCACGUGGUAUGGGUCACUUGGUGCGUGCGCAGAAUAUUCACACCAUUGGAAACUUGUCAGCUUUGAAAGAGGAGCAGGUAAAAAACCUACCCAUCAAAUCACCCAAAGUACCAACACUGAAGACAGCUUUAAGAAGAUUCCAUCAAAUUCAAAGAGGGAGGAAUUCCAAAUCUACUGUGGCAAAGUUAACGGCAGAAGUUGUUCAGAAGGAAGAGAAUGAAAACAAAGAAGAAGAUGUAGCCACCUCUGAACAUGCGCAUCUCCCAGGAGAGGCUGGUAUUGUAAUGAAGCCAAUAAUAGUUGAGGACCCUCUGAGUUCCGGCGGCACAGAAAGUACGCAAACGGCUGUGGAGUCUAAGAUGGAAGGGAUUAAACCCAGUGAAGAUUGCUCGUCGAAUAAAACCGAUCUAGCAUUGGUUGUUGAAACCGAAGAAAUGGCGUCCGAUGUGAGGCCAGAGGGAAGCGAGGCGGAAAUUGUCUUCGUCGAUGAUGAAAAAGUGAUUGAUCUACUUACUGUUGACGCACGAGCAAAUAAGACGGGGAUGGAGGCGAGCACCACGGGGUCAUGGCGUUCUGCGCAUGACUCUGACGUUAUCGAAGCGACCGCUGACAUUUCUCGCCCUCAAGUUGAAACUCGUUGUGAACUAAUGGAGCCAUUUCCACGUGAAGAAUCGCGCGAUGAGCGUAAAGGAACCGACGUAAUGCUGUCAUAUCCAGAAGAAAAUGUGGAAAUUGAUGAGAAAGAUUCGGGAGAUGCAGGGGAUAUAAACAUUAAGGGAACCAAACCUAAAGAAACGGCUGUGGUGGCUCAGGAGAGUACUGAUCAUUCCUCUGCUUCCACGACAUCUAUCGGAGGAGACAGUGAUAAAGAGAGGUUUUGUAACUGUUUACGUUCCCUUAAAGAUCUUGCAUCACCUGAUGUUUUACAAGCAUUGUCAAGUGAGGAGAUUUUUGAGGCGCACCACAGCCUGACGGAUGUCACGUCGGUCGUAGUGCAGGCUCUGAGAGGGCGUUGGCAAUCACCGAGAUCUAAGAAACGGGCUGUUCAAGACAUUCAAUAAGUGUGAUAAACUUGAAUCUUUCGGUAGCCGGUCUCAUAUGGUUAUGUAAGAGAAAGCGAACUGUGCGUAGAGUUGGAAAUUAGAAGCGGGUGGUGUUUUACUAAGGGUAUUCUGAAAGAUAGAGGAUUGUGUUGACCUUGAAGGAUUUCAAAUCCUUCUUUAUUAAGAACUGUCUUGGAAAGAAUUGUUACUUGUUUAUCAGAAGUUAUUAUUUCUAACAUCAAUACAUAAGCACAUGAAAAUAACUAUAUAUUCGGAAAACUUCUCAAAAUUGUUAAUUUCGAUUUUAAGUUCAUGUUUCGAUAAAAUUUGCAGUUGUCCAAAGGUUAUGAAGAAGUGGUUUCCUUUUUACAUUUGACCCAUGAAACUCCCAGAGCGGUCGAUUGUUAAUUUCCGACAACCAUAUCUGGCGAGAUCUCGUGGAUUUACCCACCUCGAGUCCACAAUCUAGGCCAAGGUCUCUUAAAAAUACUUUGUAAUAAAGUAAGGGAAAAUACAAUCGUAACUCCUCAUUCCCCGUCAAUUGACAUCAGCCUCUGCCAGUAGACAUCAUUCUUCCUAACCCUAGGGAAGAUUAACUGAAAGAGAUCUACUUUUCUCUUCAAAGGUAGUGUUCAAAGUUUCAAUGACCAGAAAAAAGUAGGAUAAUUGUACGAAUUGAGAACUUCAAGUCUGGUCUUCAAGUCUGUGGAGA
Messenger RNA from Pocillopora verrucosa, 6739 nucleotides. RefSeq names its product telomere-associated protein RIF1-like. Gene Ontology annotation, cellular component: nucleus. Gene Ontology annotation, biological process: telomere maintenance. NCBI's taxonomy places the organism in Eukaryota, Metazoa, Cnidaria, Anthozoa, Scleractinia, Pocilloporidae. The record is from RefSeq and is a predicted model, not a curated record.